Nelumbo nucifera (sacred lotus) is the source of this 5224-nucleotide messenger RNA. Its product is annotated as putative ABC transporter C family member 15. Gene Ontology annotation, molecular function: ATP binding; ATP hydrolysis activity; ABC-type transporter activity. NCBI's taxonomy places the organism in Eukaryota, Viridiplantae, Streptophyta, Magnoliopsida, Proteales, Nelumbonaceae. Gene Ontology annotation, biological process: transmembrane transport. Gene Ontology annotation, cellular component: membrane. The record is from RefSeq and is a predicted model, not a curated record.
AUGCACCCUCAAAAACAUAACACUACAAAACGCCAACGUGAGUUGAAACAACCAGCCAAAAGACCGCCCUCACAAAAGCACCACGUGACAUCCUUCUCAAACCCAACUUCCUACACGACAGAUGCCACUAACAUACAAACUCUGUUUAUAUUCAAAUAUUCUUGUGCUUGGGUUGGGCUCCUCUCUCUCUCUCUCUCUCUCCUCCCACUUUUUAGUCUUCUCUCCAUACCGAAAACUCCACGAGCUCUCACUCUUUUGGCAGAAUAUUUUUCUUAGGCUUCACAGGAAAGGUUUUUCCUUCUUGCUGGUCGAAGUAGGGGGGUGUUUCGAAUAAGGUGGAGUCGUGGGGCGUAUUCUAUGCAGAGAUGCUCGACUCAAAUAGUGCUCCAAAAGAUUAUCAACUUCUUCAAUAUUAUAGAGCAUGGCUACAGUUAAGCUCACCUUGUUUCUGGGAGGAUGUCAGCAUAGUUCUUCAACUUGGGUUCCUUGGAAGUUUAUUAAUCUACCUUCUACAGAAAAUAUUGAGGGAAUCAUGCACGCGGAGAUCAAAAACCACAGAGAAAGGGGCAAAAACAUACUCCUCUGGAAUAAGAUUUGGCCUCUCUUACAAGGCCAAUAUAUGUUGCUCCACUUUGCUAUUCGGAAGUCAUUUGCUCAUACUUAUAAUGUUGUUGAAAGGGAAUGGGAUCCAUUGCAAAUUUACAAUGACAGCUCUGUUGGCAGAAACCAUGCAAAUAAUAUCAUGGUUGAUUACAUUAUCUGCACUGUUCAAUAUAUGGAGGGCAAGAUCCUUAAAGCUUCCAUUCAUUCUACGAGCCUGGUGGGUGUACAGCUUCUUGCAAUCCAUUAUCUGCAUUGCCCUUGAUACUUAUUACAUCCUUACAGAUCAAGGGUCACCUACAAUAGGAGACUAUGGUGACUUGGUUGGUCUCUUUGCCUCCACCUAUCUUUUUGGUAUUUCAAUCAAAGGGACCACAGGAAUCCACCUCUUUGAAAAUGACAUCACAGACCCACUUCUGGAUGGAAAAACUGAAAAGCAUGCAGAAGAAAAUAGGAAAUCUCCAUAUGGCAGAGCUACUCUUUUCCAACUAAUUACAUUCUCUUGGCUAAACCCACUGUUUGCAGUAGGAAUCAAGAAACCCCUCGAAAAAGAUGAAAUCCCCGAUGUUGAUACCAAAGACUCUGCUGGAUUCCUCUCACAUUCUUUUGAUGACAGUCUAAAUUGUGUUAAGCAAAGGGAUAGCACCACAAACCCAUCCAUCUACAAAGCAAUCUUUCUCUUCAUCAGGAAGAAAGCAGCAAUCAAUGCAAUGUUUGCAGUGAUCUGUGCUGGAGCAUCAUAUGUUGGCCCAUACUUGAUUGAUGACUUUGUGAAGUUUCUAAGUGAGAAGGGACAACACAGCCCAUGGCACGGGUACCUUCUAGCAUUGGCAUUUCUAGGUGCCAAAAUGGUUGAGACAGUUUCCCAGAGACAGUGGAUCUUCGGGGCCCGCCAACUAGGUCUUCGCCUGAGAACUGCACUGAUAUCUCAAAUAUAUAAGAAGGGCCUGCACCUGUCAAGCCAAUCCCGCCAAAGCCAUACCAGUGGAGAGAUUAUUAACUAUAUAAGUGUGGAUAUACAACGCAUAACUGACUUCAUCUGGUAUGUAAACACAAUUUGGAUGUUACCAAUACAAAUUUCCCUUGCAAUGUACAUUUUAAAUAUGAACCUGGGUACUGGAUCCCUAGCUGCUCUAGCUGCAACGGCAAUAGUGAUGUCAUGCAACAUACCCAUUACAAGGAUCCAGAAAAGGUUCCAAUCCAAGAUAAUGGACUCCAAGGAUGACCGCAUGAAAGCCACGUCAGAGGUUCUCAGAAAUAUGAAAACUUUGAAACUUCAAGCCUGGGACACUCGGUACCUCCACAAGCUAGAAAGCUUGAGGAAGAUCGAGUAUAACUGGCUAUGGAAGUCACUUAGGUUGUCAGCAAUCACAGCUUUUAUCUUCUGGGGAUCCCCCACUUUCAUCUCAGUUACAACCUUUGGAGCAUGUAUUCUACUGGGAAUUCCACUCACAGCAGGGAGAGUGUUAUCUGCAUUGGCAACCUUCCGAAUAUUACAGGACCCUAUAUUCAACCUACCAGACUUAUUGUCAGUGAUUGCACAAGCCAAAGUUUCAGUUGAUCGAGUUGCAUCAUACCUCCAGGAAGAUGAGAUCCAAACAGAUGCGGUAGUGUUUUCUCCAAAAGAUGAAUCAGGGCUUGAGAUAGAAAUCAAAACUGGAAAGUUCAGUUGGAAUCCAGAGUCAAAAAGCCCAACGCUUGAAGGAAUAAAUCUGAAAGUGAAGAGAGGGAUGAAAGUAGCUAUUUGUGGGACUGUAGGAUCUGGGAAGUCUAGUUUGCUCUCAUGCAUACUUGGAGAAAUACCAAAGCUGUCAGGGACAGUGAAGAUCAGUGGAACUAAGGCUUACGUCCCUCAAUCCCCAUGGAUAUUAACAGGAAACGUAAGAGAGAAUAUUCUUUUUGGGAAUCCAUAUGAAAGUGCCAUGUAUAACAGAACGAUUGAAGCAUGUGCUUUGAUGAAGGAUUUUGAGCUUUUCUCCUGUGGUGACCUUACAGAGAUUGGAGAAAGAGGUAUUAAUAUGAGUGGAGGACAAAAGCAAAGAAUACAAAUUGCACGGGCAGUCUACCAGGAUGCCGAUAUAUAUCUUCUCGACGAUCCUUUCAGUGCUGUGGAUGCUCAUACUGGCACCAAACUCUUUCAGGACUGCCUGAUGGGGAUCCUCAAAGAUAAGACAAUACUUUAUGUCACCCAUCAAGUCGAGUUUCUUCCAGCAGCAGAUCUCAUCCUGGUGAUGCAAAAUGGAAGAAUUACACAGGCUGGAAGGUUUGAAGAACUUCUAAAACAGAAUACAGGAUUUGAAUUGUUAGUUGGUGCACAUAGCCAAGCUUUAGAAUCAGUCCUCACUGUUGAAAAUUCAAGCAGAACAUUGCAAUCUGACAGUGAAUGCGAGGCAGACCUACACACCACAAGUGCAGGGAUUGCUAGGCAGGAAUCUGACCAUAACCUCUCUCCAGAGAUAACAGAUAAAGGAGGAAGAUUGCUGCAAGAUGAAGAGAGAGAGAAAGGAAGCAUUGGGAAAGAAGUUUACUGGUCAUACAUUACUGCUGUUUGGGGUGGGGCCCUGAUACCAAUCAUACUAUUGGCACAGUCAACCUUCCAAGUACUGCAGAUAGCCAGUAACUACUGGAUGGCAUGGGCUUCUCCUCCAACAGCUGGGACUAAACCAGUUGUAGAGAUGAGUAUUUUGUUCCUGGUUUAUAUACUUCUAUCUGUUGGAAGUUCACUUUGUGUUUUGGUCCGAGCCUUGUUAGUAGCAACUGCUGGCCUUCUAACAUCAGAAAAUUUUUUCAAGAACAUGCUCCAUGCCGUACUUCGGGCUCCAAUGUCAUUCUUUGAUUCAACACCAACCGGAAGGAUCUUAAACCGGGCAUCUACAGACCAAAGUGUGCUAGACCUGGAAAUGGCAGGAAGAUUAGGAUGGUGUGCUUUCUCAAUAAUACAAAUUCUAGGAACUAUUGCAGUCAUGUCACAGGUGGCAUGGCAAGUAUUUGCCCUCUUUAUUCCAGUGACUGCAAUCUGCAUAUGGUACCAGCGAUACUAUACACCAACUGCGAGAGAACUAGCCCGCUUAGAUGGGAUUCAAAGAGCUCCAAUUCUCCACCACUUUGCAGAAUCACUUGCAGGAGCUGCAACAAUCCGUGCUUUUGACCAAGAAGACCGCUUUAUUGAGGCAAAUCUCAGCCUUAUUGACAACCACUCAAGGCCAUGGUUUCAUAAUGUAUCAGCAAUGGAAUGGCUUUCCUUCAGAUUGAAUAUACUAUCCAAUUUUGUUUUUGCAUUCUCAUUGGUUUUGCUCGUGAGCCUCCCCGAAGGAAUUAUUAACCCAAGUAUUGCAGGGUUGGCAGUGACAUAUGGGUUGAAUCUGAACGUGCUGCAAGCCUCUGUUAUAUGGAACAUGUGCAAUGCAGAAAAUAAAAUGAUUUCAGUAGAGAGAAUUCUGCAAUAUUCAAAAAUUACCAGUGAAGCCUCCUUGGUAAUUGAAGAAUGUAGGCCACCAAACAACUGGCCAGAAACUGGAGCAAUUUGCUUCAAAAACUUGCAGAUCAGAUAUGCUGAGCACCUUCCGUCUGUGUUAAAAAAUAUUACCUGCACAUUUCCGGGAAAGAAGAAGGUUGGUGUUGUGGGACGAACAGGCAGUGGGAAAUCUACUCUCAUUCAAGCCAUAUUCCGAAUUGUGGAACCCAAAGAAGGAACUAUUGAAAUUGAUGGUGUGGACAUUUGCAAUAUAGGACUUCAUGACUUGAGAUCCAGGCUUAGCAUCAUUCCACAGGACCCAACAAUGUUUGAAGGAACAGUCAGAGGAAACCUCGACCCAUUAGAGCAAUAUUCUGACAAUGAAAUAUGGGAGGCUCUGGAUAAAUGUCAACUUGGUGAUUUAGUGCGUAGAAAGGAAGAUAAAUUGGAUUCAACAGUGGUUGAGAAUGGAGAAAACUGGAGCGUAGGUCAGAGACAGCUAUUCUGUCUUGGAAGAGCCUUAUUAAAGAAAAGCAGCAUUCUUGUUCUAGAUGAAGCCACAGCCUCUGUUGAUUCUGCAACUGACGGUGUGAUACAGAAGAUCAUAAGUCAGGAAUUUAAAGACUGCACAAUUGUUACCAUAGCUCACAGAAUUCACACAGUUAUAGAUAGUGAUCUUGUUCUGGUCCUCAGUGAAGGAAGGGUUGUGGAGUAUGACACCCCAGCAAAGCUACUUGAAAGAGAGGAUUCAUUUUUCUCAAAGCUUAUAAAAGAGUAUUCUUUGAGAUCACAAAGUUUCAACAGCUUAGCGAAUGUACAAAAUACAAUGCCAUGACAUACUUGGAACCAUGGAACUUUUGAGAACAUUCCAAUAGAGAGAUCAAAUGUUGAGACACCAAACUGGAAUUCUCAGGCAUCCAGAUAAAAUGAAGAACAAACAAGAUUUUAGUCUGAAUACAAAACAGAACCGACUGCCUUGCAAUGCAGUACAUUCAUGUGUAUUAUGUUUUUCAAUACCAAAAAUUGAAUGCUAAGGUCCUUUUGUUUCUGUUUCUCAUUCAGCACUUACUAAUAGGUUGGCUGCACAAAUCAAGCUCUGCCAUUCUGUAUUUAGAUAGGCUCUUUUUCAUUGCUAAUUGCUGUUAUAUUGUAAAGAUAGUCCUUCACUCA